ACGUUUCUCGAGGUUUUAUGACAUCUGGAAAUGAAACAUGAACAUUUCCAGCUGCUUCGCCAUGCAAGAGUUUAUUCAGUUUAGUAUGCGAUGCCAAGUAUGGUAGGUCUGAAAAUAUAGGCUCGUGCAAAUUCUAUUAACAAUAAUCACGUAAUAACUACUUCAACAAUUCUCCUUAUGUCAUUGGUCACAACGCAAUUCUCAGCCGGAAUGACUGGGGGUCCAAUUUCAAUCAAUGGCGUCAGACGACCGCUGGAAAAAGUCUGAGACCUCAUUCGCUGCACACAUUCACAGGAGAGGGCAUCACUCGCACUGAUAAACAAACACAGGAAUGGAAAUAUACUUGUAUGUGGAUUUGGAUUUUCAAUAGGCUACAAAACACAUGCGAGGUAGGCUACAUCUUAUUAUUGGGAGCGUGACUCCACGGAUACUAUUUUCCCAGCGACUCCCACAUAUGGGAAGGGCUGACAAGCUAUCAAGCCUAACUAAACUGGCCUGUUCGAAUUAGCCAAUAUGAUGAUGUCAUCGCGUCUCCACUUUUUCUUCAAGUUAUGGCGGAGCUGAAGUUUUUAGCCUUGCCUGGCAAUUAAGCAUUGAAGCGCAUCAAUGGAGCACCUUCAAGGAGCCUGGAGGAGCAUAAGCAAUGGUCUUGGAGGGAAAGACUCCGUGUUUGAGGACCAUUGCACUUCGCCAACUGUUGCCCAAGCUUUCCCAUAUCUUCGCCGUGCUUCGGAUGACAGCAAAACUCCUGACCGGACGAGCAGCACCAUCCGAGUCUACCUCCCCAACCAGCAACGCACCGUGGUGAAUGUACGUCCUGGCAUGACUUUGCAAAGCUGCCUCAUAAAGGCUCUGAAGGUCCGGGGUCUUCAGCCAGAAUGCUGCGCCGUCUACCGCCUCCACGCAGGCCACAGGAGUUUAAAGACUCGCAUGGAUUGGAGUACAGACUCCACUUCACUUAUCGGGGAAGAAUUGCAGGUGGAGGUUUUGGAUCACGUCCCCCUUACGACACACAACUUUGUUCGGAAAACAUUCUUGAAGUUGGCCUUCUGUGACAUUUGCCAGAAGUUCCUCUUGAAUGGCUUUCGCUGCCAAACGUGUGGCUACAAAUUCCAUGAGCACUGCAGCACCAAAGUGCCGACCAUGUGCGUGGACUGGAGCAACAUCAGGCAACUCCUGUUGUUCCCAACGCCGGGUGAAAGUGGUGGUGCGUCAUAUCCUCCACUCUCUUCUCGUCGAAUGAGAGAGUCAAUCAACCGAGUCCCAAGCGGGUCCUUCCACAGAUACUCAACCUCUCAUGCCCCGUACCCUACGUCUGGCUCGGCUCUGUCCCAGCGCCAGAGGUCCACGUCCACCCCUAACGUCCACAUGGUCGCCACCCUACCCAUCGACAGCAGCAUGAUUGAGCUAGAUUUCCUGAAUGCCUGUCCUAGCUCCUGGUGCCAUCGAUUUUGUCCGAGGAGAAGAGAUGCAAUGCUAGGUCAUAGUUCAGAUGGAAGCUCCCCGAGCCACAGCCCUACCGGAUGGUCCACACCUAAAGCACCAGCCCCAGCACAGAAGGAGAGGGCAGGAUCCUUUGGCGAUAAGGAGAAAAUCAAGAUCCGGCCGAGGGAUAAGAGAGAUUCCAGCUACUACUGGGAGAUCGAAGCCAGUGAGGUCAUCCUUCAACAGCGAAUCGGAUCGGGCUCCUUUGGAACUGUACACAAAGGGAAAUGGCACGGUGAUGUUGCAGUCAAGAUUUUAAAGGUGAUCAACCCCACACCAGAGCAGUUCCAAGCUUUCCGUAAUGAGGUUGCAGUGUUAAGGAAGACCAGACAUGUCAACAUCCUGUUGUUUAUGGGCUACAUGACGAAAGGAAACCUUGCCAUUGUGACUCAGUGGUGUGAGGGAAGCAGUCUGUACAAGCAUCUCCACAUGCUGGAGACCAACUUCCAGAUGUUCCAACUCAUCGAUAUCGCCAGGCAGACGGCUCAGGGCAUGGAUUAUUUGCAUGCAAAGAACAUCAUUCAUCGAGACAUGAAAUCAAACAACAUUUUCUUGCAUGAGGGCUUGACGGUGAAAAUAGGAGACUUUGGUCUAGCCACCGUAAAGGCUCGAUGGAGUGGGUCCCACCAAGUGGAACAGCCUUCAGGGUCCAUACUAUGGAUGGCUCCUGAAGUCAUCCGAAUGGAGGACAACAAUCCGUACAGCUUCCAGUCCGAUGUCUACUCCUACGGAAUGGUGCUCUACGAGCUGAUGACUGGCGAGCUUCCCUAUUCCCAGAUCUCCAGCCGGGAUCAGAUCAUCUUCAUGGUAGGCCGAGGCUACCUGUGUCCAGACCUUAGUAAGCUCUACAAGAGCUGUCCCAAAGCCAUGAAGAGGCUGGUGGCCGACUGCAUCAAGAAGUCCAAGGAUGAGCGACCUCUCUUCCCUCAGAUCCUGUCGUCCAUCGAGCUGCUGCAGCACUCGCUCCCCAAGAUCAACAGGAGUACCUCCGAGCCCUCCCUGCACAGAGCCUCGCACACAGAGGACAUCAACUCCUGCACUUUUACCUCCAUGAGGGUGCCAGUCUUCUAAUGCCAGGCCCAACAAGCGCUGCACACACACCCACAUACAUACACACACACACGGAAGCCACAUGGACGCUCCCCUGUGUGACCGACCGUGUCCACUCAAUACCUUCUGGGGACAAAAUGUCCUCAUGGAAGUCAUUGCCUGAAGGUGGACGUCUGGAUGUAUGAAGGGAAGCAGAACGAGACAGACAGACAAACAGGUGGACAGAGAGACAGACACAGAGUUGCUCUUGGCCUGUGCGGUUGCAAAUGACAGUGGCUUGUCUGCUUCUCGUUGGCUUAUUGGGGAGAUGUUGUCCCUGUGUAGAGGAGCAGAAAUUACCCUCCAGAAGAAUGAAUCGAAGCCUUGUUUUUCCCCAGUCGUGAAGAGACAGAUUUUUUUUUUUAAGUGCGAUCCUGUUUAAAUUCAGACAACCGUGCAAACUAACAAAUUGACUGUUUUUCUUUUUGUCUGUCUGCUAUAUCACGGUCACGAUUAUGAAAUGUAGUUAUUUUUGGCCAUGAAAUGGUGUUAAUAUUUAAAAAGAGAUGGUCAGCAGCAUUUUUUAAGAAAAAAAUACAGACAGUCUUGUACUGUUUUUUUGUUUAUUUGUUUUUGGGUUAUUUUUUUGUGAAAGUGGAGAGGGUUUUUUUCCUUGAGAAAGUGGAGAUUUCUGUUAAUUGAUCUCGUUUUAUUUUAAUAAAAAAGUAAGUUAAUCUUAACUAUCAGUAAAUGCAGUUACACACAG
Engraulis encrasicolus (European anchovy) is the source of this 3280-nucleotide messenger RNA. It is a transcript of the gene raf1a, whose product is annotated as Raf-1 proto-oncogene, serine/threonine kinase a. The record is from RefSeq and is a predicted model, not a curated record. Gene Ontology annotation, cellular component: cytoplasm. NCBI's taxonomy places the organism in Eukaryota, Metazoa, Chordata, Actinopteri, Clupeiformes, Engraulidae. The transcript has 19 exons. Gene Ontology annotation, molecular function: protein kinase activity; ATP binding. Bases 607 to 2556 code for a protein of 649 amino acids. Gene Ontology annotation, biological process: Ras protein signal transduction; protein phosphorylation.